AUGUUUCUUUUCCUCUGUUUACGAGUUUUAAUUUAUUUACCUUGCCAUCAACUUAAAAACGAGAUUGUUACUAUGGCCUCCCGAACAAAGUCUGUAGCCGACUUCACUGGACGCUUAGUAAAUGGAGGUUUACGAUAUCGACCUCUAGAUGAUCUGAAGGCUAUAUUCAAAACAAGAGUACAAGAAGGCUCUCGUAAACUAGAUAAAAACCCUGCUGACUGUUCAAAAACAUGGGCUUCAAAUUUAAAGAAACACCCCUGUUACCUACAGCUGCCUCCUAUGUCUUUACCAGCUCAACUCGAUGCAGUGGCUAUUGACUACCUUCGAGAGCAUUCCGUUUCUCCUCCAAAGGCAAUUGAAGAUCGUUCCAAAAUUCUUGCUGAUUAUCUUUGGUCACGGCCUCUUUUGUCAGAGGAAACGAUUGUACAGAAAUCACUCAACAUGAAAAAGUCGAAAGACGUGGAUGAAGAAGAUGAGGAUGAUGGUCUGACUUUCGCUCUAGAGAACUUUGCUGAUCAGCGUGAGGCUCGAAUUUCCAGGGAGCUAAGUUUGAAAUCCUGGAAAUCUCUAAGCUAUUCUGGACAUACUUGUGAACUUUAUUUGGUCUCGCGUUUGGCUCCCAACUUUGCGUCAGCUUGUCGAGUCCUGUAUGAGAUUCGUAAACGAUGUCCUAAUUUUAUUCCAAGGUCACUGUUUGACUUUGGCUCUGGUCUAGGCACAGUUACUUGGGCUACAAAUACUGUCUGGCCGGUAGGCUGCGUACGUGAACACUAUUUGGUAGAACCAUCCUUACACAUGACCCGACUCUCUGAGUUCAUGUUCCGUAAGCAGGGAACUGUCCAACCUUCCGAAAAUAUCUUCCCUGGAGUUUAUCAUCGCCGCUUCAUGCCUGGUAGAAAAAAUCAGUAUAAUUUAGUGGUCAGCGCUAAUACAUUGAUUGAACUACCGUGUGCAUCUGCUCGUCACCGUGCUGUUUCGUCUCUGUGGGAGAAAACAACAGAUUUUCUGGUCUUAAUUGAACAAGGCACAAAGUCUGGUUUUAAAGCAAUAAAUGAAGCAAGAGAAUACUUGGUCAGUUAAUUUCUUCAGUUGAAUUAGUUCAUUUCACUGGGAACUUUCAUGCAUUUAAACAGUAGCGAGUGUUUUAAUGUUAUAUGUUUUAGGAGCGUAUACGGGAGACUUCUGUUAUACUGUUUCUUUUAUUCUACUAGUGAAAUAAGUACUGAAUACAUCAGCAGGCGUGGUGGUGAAAGCUUGGAGAUAAUCGAACAGUUUCACUUCACUCUGCACAUGAUUAAUUUACC
Molecule: messenger RNA, 1304 nt
Organism: Trichobilharzia regenti
Lineage: Eukaryota; Metazoa; Platyhelminthes; Trematoda; Strigeidida; Schistosomatidae
Source: the annotation of a GenBank genome assembly